GACAGUUGCAAAGACUUAUCCUCAGUCUCCUAAAAACGCCAAACAAUAUCCAGCUUCUCCUGUGAAGCAUCGUGCUACUUCUAAUCUCAACCAGGAAACUCCUAAAAAGAAAGCAGAAAAGGAGAAAGAAAAUGUCAGUCAUCAAAAAUCCCCAGGAGCACGCACUGAUGAGGCAGGCCAGGUGGCUUCUGAGAAGCAUGUGGCUUCUGAGAAGCAUGUGGCUUCCGCAGGAAAGACUGAAAAUAGUGAAGGGAAGAUCACGGCAGGAACAACUGAUGCAGAAGAAGCCUCAAAAAUUCUAGCUGAAAAAAGACGACAGGCCCGCCUGCAAAAAGAACAAGAGGAAAGGGAGAGACAGGAAAGAGAAGAACAGGAGAGGCUUGAAAGAGAAGAACAGAAAAGAAAGGCAGAAGAAGAAAGACUUCGUCUAGAGGAAGAGGCUCGUAAGAAGGAGGAGGAAAGAAAACAUGAAGAAGAAGCAGCUAGAAAAAAGGCCGAAGAGGAAGCCAGGAGAAGAGCUGAGGAAGAACAAAUGCUAAAAGAAAAGCAAGAAAAAGAGCUCCAAGCCAAACUUGAGAAACAGAGGGAAGAAGCAGAAAUCAAAGCCCGUGAGGCAGCUGAACAACUUCGUCUUGAAAGGGAACAAAUCAUGCAGCAAAUUGAGCAAGAAAGACUGGAGCGGAAGAAGAGAAUAGAUGAAAUAAUGAAGAGAACAAGGAGAAGUGAAACACCAGAAAUAAAGAAGGAAGAGCCAAAACUGGAGGUACCAUCAACUUUGAAUGUGGAAAAGCAACCAAAGGCCCUUGUUCUCAACCAGCCAGAGAUCAAUGGGUUGGCAACCUGCCUGAAAAAUAAAAGCUUAGAGAGUGCUGCCUCUGUAAUCCCUUCUCAAGAUGUAGUUGCUAAUAGACUAAAGUCAGUUCCAGGACUUAUUCAGCUGGAAACUGUUGAUGGGAAAUCUAACAGCAUGGAAGAUUCGACAGAUGAGGUUCAGUCCAUGGAUGUGAGCCCAGCUUCAAAAGAAGAACUUAUCUCUAUCCCCGAAUAUUCACCCAUGAAUGAACUCAUGCCUGGUGUUUCUUUGGACCAAAAUGGGACAAGUAAUGCCAAGGCUCUUGAAGAUCUCUUGGAUUUCACAGGCCAAGCUACGUACUCCAAGAUGUCCAGUGAUACCAUUAGCCUAGAUGACUGUAACAAAAACUUGAUUGAGGGAUUUAACAGUCCAGGACAGGAAAAUACACUUAAUUCUAUCUGUUGACAACCUCGCUUUUCAGCAGAACAGAUAAAGAGGUAGCAGUUUGUUAAGGAUAUCCCUGUGAUGCUACUGGCAGUAAAAUAUGAGCUUGUCACUUGAAAAAGCUUCUGCAGACCUUGAACACUGGAUUUCAAAUAAUCAGAGCUGAAUAUAACUUUGUCUUCCGAAGGAAUAUGUUGAAUAACUGGCUGCUUUUGGUAGAAACCAAUGAACUAGAGCCUUGACGAUUUCAGGGAAGACUGAGUGUGCAUUAGAAUUUGAGCUUUAGCUGCUAAUAAAGCACUUAUUUCUUCUUUUAAUUUAAAAUUCAUCUCAACACUUCAUUGUGAUUUUUAUCAAUGCAUUUUAUUUUCAAAUAAUUCUUCCUUAAGCUUUAUCAUACAUCCGUGUAGACAUCUUUUUCUUGUAAAUAAUGAUGAGGUUUGCCCACAGUGCAUUGAAAUGAAAUAAUAUACUGUACUUUAGUUUUGUGCCUAUCUUUUUUUGUUUUUAAUAAGGAGUUAUUGGCAACUUGUAUGCAGGUAUAUAAUUCAAAACUAUAGCUGAAGAGGCUUGAAAAA
Messenger RNA from Fulmarus glacialis (Northern fulmar), 1815 nucleotides. It is a transcript of the gene MAP7D2, whose product is annotated as MAP7 domain containing 2. Gene Ontology annotation, biological process: microtubule cytoskeleton organization. Gene Ontology annotation, cellular component: microtubule cytoskeleton. The record is from RefSeq and is a predicted model, not a curated record. The transcript is spliced from 9 exons. The annotation marks the transcript as partial. Lineage: Eukaryota; Metazoa; Chordata; Aves; Procellariiformes; Procellariidae.